UGUAUAGGAGCCUCCGGUGCAAGUAGGUUGAAGCUGCGCAAAAAGCUUGCCUUCGACGACCAGCCGGCAUUGCUCUGCUGGCGCCUUGUUUUUCAAGAGACCGCACCUCUACUUCCUGAACUGACAUAUCUGAUCCUAGACUGUGGCUUAUCUGGGUUAUUGAAUAGAAGGAGAACCGAACCGUUUAUAAAUUGCUUUAAGGCUGAAGUGUCACCAUCCAGAAAAACAUGAUGACCGCCCCUCCUUUCCCUGUUGCAGCACUGGCUCUAUUGUCUUCAAUAUUUGCAGAAAUGAAGCCCACUUCCGGAGAGGCAAGUUCAUGCGCGAAUGGAUAUCAGACAAGUCUGCAUGAGCAUUCAGGAACUUGGCCAUUCGCAAGUAUGUACGUGUAUGAUCCAAACAGCCACAAAUGCAAAGAAGUUCCUUCGGAUUCUCUCCCCAAAGAUGGCAAAGGCCAAGCAUAUUCUUACAAAUAUGAAUGCUACUUCGCUUGCACAAUAGGUCAACCCGCUCCAGUAAAGUGCUAUGCUGAACCGUACAAGCCCUGCCCUGCAUGCGCAGAGAGAGGAUAUUACUACGACUCGAAUAACCAGACAUGCAUACCGUACGGAACAAAAGCUGACUCAUGGUUUCCUCCUGACGAAGCGAACUGCUUUGGAGAUAAAACCACUUGUCUCAGAGAAUGUAUGGGUUUUAAUGAAAACAACAAAAAUGGCAUUCCAGCAACAAAGUGAACGCAAGGGCCUCGUCAACCGACAUGGAAAUGCCGGCUCAAGGGAGCUGUACGAGCCUGCCGUACAUUCAUAUUCUGCGCCAUGUAUUUGCUUAUACUCUUCAGGAAGUAUAUUUGUUAUAUUCCUAGGAAAAUAAAAGCGUCUGGAGAAAA
Dermacentor andersoni is the source of this 886-nucleotide messenger RNA. The record is from RefSeq and is a predicted model, not a curated record. NCBI's taxonomy places the organism in Eukaryota, Metazoa, Arthropoda, Arachnida, Ixodida, Ixodidae.